UCCUUCUCACAGCCUCUGAAAAUACUGCAGAAUCAUCCAUUUCACCCGGUUCACUUAUAGAAGACGGUGGUACCUCAGCUCCAGAAAUCCUUUCCACAGCUGCUGAAGCUUCAACAGAUUGUUUUGUCACAGAAACAGAUGUCUUGAUCACAUCCGCCCCAGUCACAGAUGGUACCGAGCCAUUGACAGCUCCAGCAUCGCUAUCUACGCUGAGCAAAGCAGACACCUCCGCUCUGUCCCUGCGACUGGCAGACGGCGACGGCAAGUGCUCGGGCCGCGUCGAGCUCUAUCACAACGGCAGCUGGGGAACGGUCUGCGAUGACGCCUGGGAGCUGGCGGACGCCAAGGUGGUGUGCAGGAGGCUGGGGUGCGGAGAAGCUCUGCUAGCUGUGUCUGAAGCCCAGUUUGGCCCAGGCUCUGGGAACAUCCUCCUCGAUGACGUACAGUGCAGAGGGGAUGAAGACGACCUGUGGGAGUGCUCCCACAGAGGGAUUGCUGUCCAUAAUUGCCAACAUAAAGAGGACGCCAGCGUCAUUUGCGCAGAGCCAGUUACUCCCCCAGUCACAACGGAGCCCGUUCCAGCUGACAUGGCCCUGAGACUGGUGAAUGGAGAGAACAUGUGCUCGGGACGCCUCGAAGUCUUUCACAACGGGAGCUGGGCAACCGUCUGCGAUGACGGCUGGGACAUGACGGAUGCCACAGUUGUGUGCAGGCAUCUGGGCUGCGGGCAGCCAGUCUCAGCCAAAAUCAAUGCCUUUUUUGGGGAAGGCACAGGAGAUAUUCUCCUGGACAACGUGGCGUGCAGAGGGGAUGAGUCCUCCCUGGAGCAAUGCUCUCACGCUGGGCUGGGCAUGCACGACUGCUACCACAAGGAAGAUGCUGGUGUUAUCUGUGAAGUCCCCCUGAAGCUCACCACACCUGAAGCAACAGUCUCUCCCACUCCUGAACCAGCAGACAUUACCACUUUCCCGACCGAGUCCACAACAGCUGAAAUAGCAGUAAUGAACUCAUCCACUCUGUCAGACUCUCCAACUCCUGAAGCAGCAGCUGUUACCGCUUACCGUCAAAAACCAGACCCAGCACCUAUAAACCCAGAAAACCUUACUUAUCUGCCUAAAUACAUGCGGGUGAUGUUACUAAGAUUCUUAACUGGCCUGUGUCAACCAAGGCGGCCUGGGAUGCAAAGCAUAAAGUUACAAGGGUGUGUAAGGGACCCAACCUGUAGGAGCUACCUUUCACCAGGCAAGAGGAUUGUCCAGUUCAAUUUCAGAGGUCCCACGUACCCAAGAGUUUGCCUACAGUGCAAAGUAUUAGCAUGCAACAGAUACAGUUAUCCUUCCCAACGCUACCAGGGCUAUAUGAUGAGAGGCAAAAGAAGCGCAAGAGAUGACGACGUCAUUAUUAUUAUUGUCUCCAAAUAA
Grus americana (Whooping crane) is the source of this 1421-nucleotide messenger RNA. Its product is annotated as deleted in malignant brain tumors 1 protein-like. Gene Ontology annotation, cellular component: membrane. The record is from RefSeq and is a predicted model, not a curated record. Bases 588 to 1421 code for a protein of 277 amino acids. NCBI's taxonomy places the organism in Eukaryota, Metazoa, Chordata, Aves, Gruiformes, Gruidae. The transcript has 12 exons.